Colletotrichum truncatum is the source of this 1410-nucleotide messenger RNA. RefSeq lists its product as uncharacterized. Gene Ontology annotation, molecular function: protein serine/threonine kinase activity; ATP binding. Gene Ontology annotation, biological process: protein phosphorylation; regulation of mitotic cell cycle. Gene Ontology annotation, cellular component: nucleus. The record is from RefSeq and is a predicted model, not a curated record. NCBI's taxonomy places the organism in Eukaryota, Fungi, Ascomycota, Sordariomycetes, Glomerellales, Glomerellaceae.
AUGACGAGCAACGCAAAGUCGAGGUGGGCAGACGAUGAGGAGGACGCAGCUCUGGAGGCCAAGCUGAAACGUGAGAAGGAGGAGAAGAAGCGUCACAAGGCAGAAAAGGCGCGUAAGGCCGAGGCCGAGCGAUUGACGCAGCAGGCUAAGGCAACCAACGAUAAUGCUACCGAUCACGAGGGCGACGACACGCGGCCGACAAAACGACGGAAGUUCACUCCAGACACAGAAGGCAGAGCCCCCAAGGUUUCAUCAGACAAUAACGAGAAUGCUGCAAAGUUGUUACGAGUUCCCUACGGUCACUGGGGGAAAUGCCGUAGCGUAGAGAACUAUGAUAAGCUUAACGACAUCGAAGAGGGGACCUAUGGCUGGGUUUCACGGGCCAAGGAAACAAAAAACGGCAAGGUGGUGGCAUUGAAGCGUCUGAAAAUCGAGCCAAGCGAUCGUAACGGAUUGCCAGUGACGGGUCUGAGAGAGAUACAGGUUUUGCGAGACUGCAGCCACCGAAAUAUUGUGGGCUUGGAGGAGGUUGUGGUGGGAGAAGACACCACCAAAAUCGAAAAUAUCUUUCUUGUGCUGGAGUUUGUUGAACAUGACUUGAAGAGCAUAUUAGAGGACAUGCCUGAGCCCUUCCUACUUUCUGAAGUCAAAACGCUACUACUUCAGCUGACGUCAGGCGUCGCCUAUCUUCACGAUAACUGGAUACUCCACCGAGAUCUGAAGACGUCCAAUUUACUGCUGAACAAUAGAGGGCAGCUGAAAAUUGCAGAUUUUGGCAUGGCUCGCUAUGUCGGCGACCCUCCGCCGAAAUUAACACAACUUGUCGUCACGCUGUGGUACCGCUCGCCCGAGCUCCUCCUUGGAACCAGGGCUUACGGUAAGGCCGUGGAUAUGUGGAGUGUAGGCUGUAUCUUUGGAGAGCUUCUCACACGGGAGCCCCUUCUCCAGGGUAUAAAUGAGGUUGACCAAGUCACGAAAAUCUUUGAGCUGUGCGGCGUGCCUACGCAGGAGAGUUGGCCAUCAUUUAGGAGCCUGCCUAAUGCCCGCUCUUUGCGCCUGCCCAAAACGUCACUUGCUACGGGAUCCGUGAUUAGAGCAAAAUUUACGACAUUGACAAAUGCCGGAUGCGCUUUGUUAAACAGCCUGUUGUCCUUGGAUCCCGACUCACGGCCGUCAGCGAAAGAUAUGCUAAAUCAUAAGUACUUUAGGGAAGACCCUAAGCCAAAGAAGGAGGGCAUGUUCCCGACAUUCCCUAGUAAGGCUGGUCAGGAGAGAAGGAGGAGACACGAGCCCAAUGCCCCCAUACGUGGGCAGAAUGCCGUUGAGUUGGGUGAUGUUGACUUUAGCGGCAUCUUCCAGGGGAGGGAUAAAGAAGAGAGAGGAGGCGGCUUCUCUUUACGAAUGGUUUAG